Molecule: messenger RNA, 630 nt
Organism: Diorhabda sublineata
Lineage: Eukaryota; Metazoa; Arthropoda; Insecta; Coleoptera; Chrysomelidae
Exons: 3
Coding region: 91-555 (154 amino acids)
Biological process (GO): regulation of synaptic transmission, cholinergic; sleep; positive regulation of voltage-gated potassium channel activity
Source: RefSeq, a predicted model, not a curated record
GGUUUCUCCUUAUAAAAAAAAGAGAUAAGACACUGAAUUAUUUUCAAUAUUUCUAGACAUUUUCAGUGUUUCAUUGUGACUUGGGAUAAUAUGGCCAAUUUUGUUAAAACAUUAGCUUUUUUGACAACUUUUGUCAUUGCAGGAUUGUGUCAAAGCAACACAACCCUAAUAUGUUAUGACUGUGAUCCAUCUCAUUCAGAAGAAUGCAAGUAUCCUGUAAAGAAUAACGCAGCAAAUACAGUUUGCAAACAAAUUGGUAACACAACUGCUGCGUGUCUAUCAGCUUACAUCAACAAUACAGAUCCAACAAAAACUGGUAUCUAUAGAGGUUGUGUGAAUAAGCCAGUGGAAGUAGCUGAUGUUUGUGACUGGUAUAUACAAGAGAAAUCAUCAGCGAAUGUUACAUUCAAAUCCUGUUUUGCUUGUAAUGAAACUAGAUGCAAUACUAUAAUGUUAUACCCUGAUGGAUCAAGCUCAGCAAACAAUGUGUACAAUUUGAAUAUUGUUAUGAUUAUCAAUACAAUCAUUUUAAUUUCAUUGGUACUGUGGAAGUGAUAACUUUUACUAAUUUUAAUAUUUGAGUUGCCAAUUAAAUCAUAGUUUUGAAAUUAAAUAAUUUUUUUUCUAAAA